AAUUCCUCUAUUCGAAAUUUGAAAUUCCCAAUUCCGAAUAUUAUUUAAAUUAAAAAUGAGUUUUACUUAUACGCACCGUUUCAUCGCGCUCGCAUAUUCCUUCCUUCUCGCCUUCAGUUUCCAAUCCACUGCCUCAAACGACAUCGUUUUGCGAACCUGCGAGAUCUCCGCCGCGAGCGAUCCGAACGUCCGCCUCGACUUCUGUCUCCGAUCACUCGCCGCUGAUCCCGCGAGCGACACGGCAGACCUUUACGAACUCGGCGCGAUCUCGAUCGAGUUGAUCGGAAGGAACGCAACCAGUACGCGGCGGUACAUCGAUCGGUUACUAAAGAAGAAGAAGAAACUGUCGCCGGAUUCGUACGUGAGGCCGCGGCUGAGCGAUUGUAAAGAACUCUAUUCUGACGCUGUCGAGACGGUGGGCGAUUCGUCGGCGGAGUACGCGCGGAAGCGCUAUGAAGAGGUGAAUGUGAAGUUGAGUUCGGUUAUGGAUGCGGUAACGACUUGUGAGGACGGAUUCAAGGAAAUGGAAGGCGGAAUUUCGCCAUUGACGAAGAGGAAUGGCGAUGUGUUCGAGUUAACCGCCAUUGCGCUCUGUAUUCUCAACAUGCAUCCUUGAGGAAUGAGGAGCAGUGGAGGUUCGUCGUUGUUUGGGAAGUAGUUGUAUAGUACAAAUGAAUUUAAAAUUUUGAAUGGAUUUAUUAUAAAUUUGGUAUCUAUGAUUUUGAAGAAAAAAAAAUUAGAAUUUAGUCUGGUGAGGCUUUAUUGUCCAUAAACAAGCUAAAUUCUAGAUUAAAAUAUUGUUUUUUAAUCAAAUUAUAAGAUCAACAAUUUGAUCUUAUAAUUUUAUCCAUUUGAAUGUUUUAGAUUAAUUAUAAAAGCAUGUUUGGCUUACUAGGUUUGUGUAAU
Messenger RNA from Benincasa hispida (wax gourd), 906 nucleotides. RefSeq names its product putative invertase inhibitor. The record is from RefSeq and is a predicted model, not a curated record. Gene Ontology annotation, molecular function: enzyme inhibitor activity. Lineage: Eukaryota; Viridiplantae; Streptophyta; Magnoliopsida; Cucurbitales; Cucurbitaceae.